Molecule: messenger RNA, 2318 nt
Organism: Neolamprologus brichardi
Lineage: Eukaryota; Metazoa; Chordata; Actinopteri; Cichliformes; Cichlidae
Gene: tbpl2
Product: TATA box binding protein like 2
Biological process (GO): DNA-templated transcription initiation
Molecular function (GO): DNA binding
Source: RefSeq, a predicted model, not a curated record
AUCAUAUCUAUCUAAUAGACUCCAGUUUGCAUGUAAAUGGAGAGUCCUCUUCACACACUGAGGUUAAUGAUGGAGUUCGGCUGGAGAUGCAGAGACCAGUUGACAGGAAACGCACAUAAACUGCUUCCUGUGAAGAUCACCGUCAUCAUGCUCACAUCCUUUUCACAGACUGGAUUGUGAUGCUCUCGACUUCCUGUGAUGUUUGUGGAUUCUGCAAAUCUGUGAGAGACACUCUGAUUGGUCAACAUCGCGGACAGGCCAACAGCUCACCGAGCGCCGCGCUCAUCCAGGCAAUGUGCGGCUGUACGUCAGCAGUGAGCUCGGGCAGCUCCUGCAGCAGGUUGGAGCACUGCUUCUGGACAUAAAAGACUCCGCCCCCUUUGUCCACCUGCACAUUCAAUCAAGACAACUUUAUUAGUAAGGUGGCGUUCACGCAGGGCCAUUCAGACAGCGGCGUGCAGUCUCACCUUCCCCUCGAUGAUGUCGAGAACAGAGGAGAAGCUCAUCUGUCUCUCUUCAGGCAUCACAAAUCGAUCUCCAUUUACCGCGUCGGCGUAGCCAUUUGGAGUCACUGCCACGCUUAUGACCUUUGACCCCACCUUCUCCCUGCAGAGAAGAAAACGAUCAUGUGACAUCUACACCUGACGAGCCUGAAAAUGAUGAUGCACGAGCUCCACAGGAUAUCUCUCUCUUAUCUGGAUGAACUAAUCCUGACUUCAUUUAUUAGGAGCUGACCUGUUACCAUAGUGACAGGGGUGGGCGGGGCUUGCUUACCUCAGAUAGUCAGGGCUCCACUUGGACAGGGCUGGCCAGUGGCUGAAGGCGUUGCGGAUGAUGCAGGGCUUGUUUGCAGCGAUCCAAUCACGGUGGAACUGCAGCGGCUCAGGUGGCGCGUCCAGGUAGGGCACCGAUUGGCUCAGGUAUAGAUCUGAAAAGUGAUCAGUGAUCAGCAAUGCUGAUUGAUAAGCAAACACCUGAGAUACAUGGGUGGGUGGGGCAGUGAUGUCAGCAUCAGUCAUUCAUAUUAUAAUCACGUGAGCUCAUUUCCUGUUUGCUUGGUAAAAUGAUCACACCUCUAAUGACAGUCUGGAGAACUCUAAAGCCCCGCCCACACUCGACGUGGUUGGUCACGAUAUUCCAGGUUCACAAGCCGACACAGACCAGUAAGGACAGCAAGGGUCACCACGGCGACAUUUAAGCUGAAACCAUGGAAACGAAUGAAAAACACAUCUUACCCCCCCACUCAGCAAAAGGAGGCCACACCCCCACCUCAGCCCAAAGACACUGCCCUCCAUUUUUAAUCAUCCAGACCUCAUUCGCUGACCUCUGACCUCUGCACAGCCUCUCAGCGGUGGAAGGAUCUGCAUGUUGUCAGGACUCUGGCUUUAUGCUGGGGGGGGGGCUUGGUCUUCAAAGCCCUGCCCUCAUUUCACAGGACCCCUCCCAAUUGGCACAGGACCCCGCCUACCCAUCAGAGAAGUCUGGAGCGAGCGGCGAGGCCGGUGACGAGCUUGACCUCAGUUUCCUUCCCGAUGAGCUUAGCACACAGGAGGAACCGAGUCAUGACGUAUCAGGAGAGGAAGGCGGGUCUGCAGCUCUGGAUGUGUCUCAGGACAGCGGUGUUGGUGUGGACUACAACUCCCAGGAAUCCACAACCACCGAGGGCACACAGGAGGCGUCCACAUCAGGAGCGGGGACCAGGGCCUCCCCCUUCUAUCCGAUGACCCCCAUGACCCCUAUGACCCCCGUGACCCCUGUGACAGAGAGGUCAGGAAUCAUCCCGCAGUUACAGAACAUCGUCUCCACGGUGAAUCUGGGCUGUCUGCUGGAUCUGAAGUUCAUCGCCCUGCAGGCCCGAAACGCCGAGUACAACCCAAAGCGCUUCGCUGCGGUCAUCAUGAGGAUCCGCGAGCCACGAACAACAGCUCUGAUCUUCAGCUCUGGGAAGAUGGUGUGCACAGGAGCCAAGAGUGAGGAGCAGUCGCGCCUGGCGGCCCGGAAAUACGCCCGGGUGGUGCAGAAACUCGGUUUCCCCGCCCGCUUCCUGGAGUUCAAGAUCCAGAACAUGGUGGCCAGCUGUGACGUGUGCUUCCCCAUCAGACUGGAAGGACUGGUUCUGACCCACCAGCAGUUCAGCAGUUACGAGCCGGAGCUGUUUCCGGGACUCAUCUACCGGAUGGUGAAGCCUCGAAUCGUCCUGCUCAUCUUUGUGUCGGGGAAGGUGGUUCUGACGGGAGCCAAAGAGCGAGCCGAGAUCUACGAAGCGUUCGAGAACAUUUAUCCGAUCCUGAAGGGCUUCAGGAAGCAGUGAGAGCGGC